Molecule: messenger RNA, 723 nt
Organism: Anopheles bellator
Lineage: Eukaryota; Metazoa; Arthropoda; Insecta; Diptera; Culicidae
Product: alpha-ketoglutarate-dependent dioxygenase alkB homolog 6
Exons: 2
Coding region: 22-723 (233 amino acids)
Source: RefSeq, a predicted model, not a curated record
CACAACGUGAAUCUCUCUGUGAUGAAUUUGACCGAGUAUGAGGUGAAAGCGUGCCCGUCCACGAUAUAUUAUGUGCCAAAUUUCGUCUCGCGAGAAGAGGAAACGCAAAUACUGCAAGCGGUAUCCAGAGCACCGAAACCCAAAUGGACACAGUUGAGCAAUCGGCGAUUAUUAAACUAUGGCGGUAUCCCGCAUCCAAAGGGUAUGGUGGCAGAAACCAUACCCCAAUGGUUGGACCAGUUCGUGGAGCGUGUCAAUCGGUUGGACGUGUUCGAGCCAGGAACGAAAGCGAAUCAUGUUCUGGUGAACGAAUAUCUGCCGGGACAGGGCAUUAUGCCGCAUCUCGAUGGGCCGCUGUUUUAUCCGACCAUCACAACCAUUUCGUGCGGCUCACACACGGUGCUAGAGUAUUUCGACCAGAUGGAAACUGAGCCCACGAAGGCUGUUGGCAAGGCCGGUGGAGCGCUGGUACGACAUUGUAUUGCUAGAUUACUGAUUGAGCCCCGCAGUUUGCUGGUCGUGAAAAAUGACAUGUACCACCGGUAUUUGCACGGCAUCCAAGAACAGGAUCACGAUGUGAUCGAUGAUCGAAUAGUGAAUCUGGUAACCGCCGAAGCCGACGGUGGUGCCAAGAUUGGAGAUGUGCUCCCCAGGUCAACGCGACUUUCUUUGACAAUUCGCCAUGUUCCUAAGACGACCAAAAUGAAAAUAAAACUAUUUUAA